This is a messenger RNA of Alternaria burnsii, 2850 nucleotides long. Its product is annotated as cleavage and polyadenylation specificity factor subunit 2. The transcript is spliced from 2 exons. The record is from RefSeq and is a predicted model, not a curated record. Gene Ontology annotation, biological process: mRNA 3'-end processing by stem-loop binding and cleavage. Gene Ontology annotation, molecular function: RNA binding. Lineage: Eukaryota; Fungi; Ascomycota; Dothideomycetes; Pleosporales; Pleosporaceae. Bases 1 to 2850 code for a protein of 949 amino acids. Gene Ontology annotation, cellular component: mRNA cleavage and polyadenylation specificity factor complex.
AUGUUCAACUUCACCCCUCUUCUAGGCGCGCAGAGCUCCUCGCCAGCGUCGCAGUCGUUGCUAGAAUUCGAUGGGGGCAUACAGAUCUUGAUCGAUGUUGGUUGGGACGAGGAUUUCAGCGUAGAGAAACUCAAGGAGAUUGAGAGACAUGUCCCCACCCUGUCCUUCAUCCUGCUUACUCACGCGACCACUGCGCAUCUCGGCGCCUACGUACACUGUUGCAAGAACUUUCCUCUGUUCACGCGCAUACCCGUAUACGCGACAAACCCCGUCAUAUCCCUCGGCCGCACGCUGCUACAGGACUUGUACGAAUCCACGCCGCUUGCAUCGUCCAUCAUCCCCACCGAAGCUCUCAGCGAGUCUGCCUACUCCUUCUCCUCGGCACUCAAGGGCGGCAAGAAUCCCAACAUCCUUCUCCAAGCGCCCACGUCGCAAGAGAUUGCCGACUACUUCGCCCGCAUCAACCCCCUCCGAUACUCGCAACCGCAUCAGCCCAUCCCUUCGCCGCACUCGCCUCCACUCAAUGGCCUCACCAUCACGGCAUACAGCGCUGGACACACACUGGGCGGUUCCAUAUGGCACAUACAACAUGGCAUGGAGUCGGUCGUCUAUGCCGUCGACUGGAACCAGGCCAGGGAACACGUCCUUUCAGGAGCUGCUUGGCUGGGAGGACCUGGCACCGGCGGCGCUGAAGUCUUGGAACAGCUGCGUCGUCCAACUGCCUUGAUCUGCAGCAGCAAGAACACCAGCAUGGUAAAGGUGGCCAGGUCGCCCAACAAGCGAGACGAAGCUCUUCUCGACAUGAUUCGAGAUACCGUGGCCAAGGGCGGGACCGUCUUGAUUCCAUCAGAUUCAAGUGCCCGUAUACUUGAACUGGCAUAUCUGCUUGAGGAGACCUGGGAGCGCGAGGCAGCAGACGCCGAGAACGGCAGUGCGCUAUCAAGUGCAAAGGUCUAUCUUGCAAGUCGGACUGGUGGUGCAACCAUGCGCUAUGUACGGAGUAUGUUGGAAUGGAUGGAGGAGGGCAUUGUGAAGGAGUUUGAAGCCAGUGCUGCCGACCAAGACCGAAGGAACAAAAACGGAAAAGAAGAAGACCGAGCCAGAGUCCCGUUCGACUUCAAGCACAUAACCUUGGUCGAGCGCAAGACACGUGUGGCUCGGAUGCUGAGCGCAGCUGGACCGCGAGUGAUAUUAGCAAGCGAUGCGACGCUCGAAUGGGGAUUCUCCAAAGAUGCUCUUCGAAGCCUGGCAUCUGAUGAGAAGAACUUGGUCAUACUCACAGAAAGAGCUGGUCAGCUGGGCGCACAAAAGAAAGGUCUCGGUCGAUACCUCUGGGAGUUGUGGGAGCAGCGCAAUGCAUCACCGGGACAUGAUGCUCCUUCUAUUAGUGUAAUAGACGCCGCAGGCGAUCAAGCACCAUUCAGCACGGUACGCGCAGUCGCACUCGAAGGUGAUGAAGUCCCGCUUUAUCAGCAGUUCCUUGCCGGCCAGAGACAACGUCAGACCACCAUGGGCGGCGAUAACGCAGCAAUGCUCGAAACGUCUGCCGAUAUCGUUGAUGAUCGAUCAUCAACUGAGUCAGAGAGUUCGGAAGGCUCUGGUGACGGAUAUCGAGGAAAAGCGCUCAACGCAACCGUUGCCCUCCAACACGCGCGAAACAAACUUGGUAUGACAGACGCAGAGUUGGGCGUAAACGUACUCAUACGUCGGAAGAAUGUUUACGACUACGAAGUGCAGGGCAAGAAAGGGAAAGAGAAGAUGUUUCCGUUCCAGGCCAAGAAGCGUCGCGCGGACGACUUUGGUGAUCUUAUUCGACCCGAAGACUUCGCUCGUGCCGAAGAGGAGGACAACACUGCCGGAGAAGCUCUUCGUGGUGAAGGAACAAAGAAGGAAAAUGCUGUUGGUCAGAAGAGGAGAUGGGAUGAUUUAUUAAACAGCACCGACACCAACAAAGCCAACGCCAACCAAAAGCGCCGGAAAGACAAGGAGGUUCGAGAAGGCGAGGACGAAGAAUCGGACAGUGAACCAGAAGACGAUCUAGACAAGGUGGAGGGCCCAUCGAAAGUCAUCAUUGAGUCGGAAACUCUGGAGAUCCGGUGUCGGAUCGCCUUUGUCGACUUCUCGGGUCUGCACGAUCGCCGCACGAUCCAGCAGCUUAUCCCGCUUAUCAAACCUCGCAAGCUAAUCUUCGUGGGUGGCGAGGAAGGCGAGACUCUUGAGCUCGCCGAAAUCAGUCGAAUAGCACUGAAUGCGAACACCGAUUCUGCCAACGCCAUCGAUGUCUUCACACCCGCUGUCGGUAUCAUGAUUGACGCCAGUGUCGACACGAAUGCCUGGAGUGUCAAGCUCAGCCGCAGCAUGGUGCGCAACCUGCGCUGGCAGAAUGUUCGUGGCAUGGGCGUUGUGGCUAUCACCGGCCGCCUCGCAGCUGCAAGCCUUGAGCCCAAGGUUGAGGAAGAAGCGGAUACGCCAGCGAAGAAGAAAGCUCGACUCGAUGCCCCCGCCGUCCCCGUGUCUAGCGAUAAAAACGAUGACACACCCGUCCUUGACGUCGUUCCUACUAACAUGGCCACUGCCGUUCGAUCCGUCGCGCAACCCUUCCAUGUCGGUGAUCUUCGUCUUGCCGAUCUGAGGAAGCUCAUGAAUGCCAACGGCAUGCAAGCCGAGUUCAGAGGCGAAGGUGUACUUGUCAUCAACGGUACGGUGGCUGUGAGGAAGACGGCUACUGGUCAGAUUGAGAUUGAUGGAGGGGCUUAUGGUAAUCUGGAUCCAAGGAAUAAUGACGCUGCAACGUUCUCUAGGGUCAGGAGGCAGAUCUACGAGGGUUUGGCUGUAGUCGCUGGAGGAUGA